AUGGGGCUAGGCACAACACCGGGAGACUGUGGUGAGUGCUUUGACUUGCCCGACACGGAAACCUUCCACAGUCAUGAGGUCAUUGAGAUUUGGGCUGUCUGCCGCUGGGCGUCGCACGGAGCCCUGUCACUCUCUGUCCCAAAAGAAGUUUCAUUAGAAAAUGGCACUGUGGCCAACAUCACCGCCACUUUAAGCACGCCCGCCAAGGAGGCACUGGUGAUAACGUUUAAUGUCACGUAUUCGUCCAAGAACACAACCAUCAUCGAACUGCCUGAUCACGUAAUAAUACCUGUGGGCCUAAAGAAGACUAACUUCCAAGUGAGAGCCGAAGAUGUUGGGCAGGUGACUGUGUAUCUUUGUGCCAACCAAUCCAGCCAGACUGGGCCAAGAAUCCAGUUCCUUGUGAUCCACAGCAAUGCUUUGAGGAUUCUAGACCAGGUAAUCGGGUGGAUCUACUUCUUCGCCUGGUCAAUCUCUUUCUAUCCGCAAGCGUUUAAGAACUGGAAACGCAAAAGCGUUGUGGGGCUGAGUUUCGACUUCAUCGCCCUGAACCUUACGGGCUUCAUCGCCUAUGCAGUCUUCAAUGUUGGGCUCUUCUGGAUCGGCUCCGUUAAGGAGCAGUUCCUGCAGCAGUUUCCCAAUGGACUGAACCCCGUGGACAGUAACGACGUGUUCUUCAGUCUCCAUGCUGUAGCUGUGACCCUCUUCAUAAUUUUCCAGUGCUGCAUUUAUGAGAAAGGGAGCCAGAAGGUCUCUUGGAUUGUUGUUGGGCUGCUGGCCCUCGCCUGGAUUUUUGUCUUCGCCACCCUGUUUGUGGCUGUUGUCCGGGAGAUCACGUGGCUUCAGUUCUUGUUUUACUUCUCUUACAUUAAGUUGGGAGUUACCCUUGUCAAGUACUUCCCACAGGCCUACAUGAACUUUCGCCGCAAGAGCACCGAAGGCUGGAGCAUUGGUAACGUCCUGCUGGACUUCACGGGUGGCUCGUUCAGUCUGCUGCAGAUGUUUCUGCAGUCCUACAACAACGAUGAGUGGAAGCUGGUCUUUGGAGAUCCCACCAAGUUUGGUCUAGGCCUUUUCUCCAUCAUUUUUGACAUUGUCUUCAUCAUCCAGCACUAUUGUUUGUAUAGAUCUUCGGGCUAUGAGCCCAUGGGUUAA
This is a messenger RNA of Euleptes europaea (tarantolino), 1155 nucleotides long. RefSeq names its product cystinosin, lysosomal cystine transporter (gene CTNS). The coding region runs from base 1 to 1155 and encodes 384 amino acids. The record is from RefSeq and is a predicted model, not a curated record. Gene Ontology annotation, molecular function: L-cystine transmembrane transporter activity. NCBI's taxonomy places the organism in Eukaryota, Metazoa, Chordata, Lepidosauria, Squamata, Sphaerodactylidae. The transcript is spliced from 11 exons. Gene Ontology annotation, biological process: L-cystine transport. Gene Ontology annotation, cellular component: lysosomal membrane.